This is a messenger RNA of Phytophthora nicotianae INRA-310, 618 nucleotides long. RefSeq lists its product as hypothetical. Gene Ontology annotation, molecular function: hydrolase activity. The transcript is spliced from 2 exons. Lineage: Eukaryota; Oomycota; Peronosporomycetes; Peronosporales; Peronosporaceae. The coding region runs from base 1 to 618 and encodes 205 amino acids. The record is from RefSeq and is a predicted model, not a curated record.
AUGAAGUUCUCUGCAUCUUACUCGAUCGUCUUCUGCGCGCUUGUCCUGCUGCUCACCGGCCCCGUUAACGUCACCGCCCAAUGUUCCGAUGUCCACAUCGUCUUCGCCCGUGGCAGCGGUGAAAUGCCUGGUCUUGGUAUCUGCGGUACGCCGUUGGUGAGUGGCAUCAAGCAGAACCUCGCUGGCAUGAGCGUCUCGUCAUACGCAGUCAACUACCUGGCUUCUGUGACUCAAACGAGUGCCGGUCCGGGCGCCACGGACAUGACCAACCACGUCAAGACCGUUGCGCAACAGUGCCGGACACUGUAUUCGUUCUUGGCGGAUACUCUCAAGACGAUGCUCGGUGUCGGCGCUAGUAUCCCGGAGGAAUUGGCGCCUCGCAUCAAGGCCAUCGUGACAUUCGGCAACCCGUUGAAGCUCAUGGGUCAGACCAUCGAGCGAUCCAGCCAACUGUACGGAUCCAAGGCCAUUGAGUUCUGCAACUUAGGCGACCCGGUGUGUGCCAACGGCUUCAACACCAUGGCGCACAUUACGUACCCGAUGGACGGCAGCGUGACUAAAGCGGCUGCGCAAGCUGCGGCGCUGGUGAAGGGCAAUGCAAGGGCGUUGCGUGGAUGA